AUGGAUUUAGACCGGCAGCGCUUAAUGCCUCGCAGGAUUAGACCAUCCGAAGAAAGGCAAAAGAAAGUCCGCCGCAGAGCCGCCACUGCCGCCGCUGCUGUCUGUCUUGUCUUUCUUUCCGUCGACUACGGGCCUCGACCUCGACUUCCUGCCUACGAGUGCUGCAGGCCCCGCUACCAUGACAACCAGGUGAAGAUAGAUCUCAUAAGUGCACUUCACUUGUGCACUGGGAGCAGCAGAGAGAGAACUGCUUCCUCCUGUCCCCCUUUCAGCCCAGCAGAAGCGGGCCCGUGGACACCAGGACUCUAG
Messenger RNA from Xyrichtys novacula (pearly razorfish), 309 nucleotides. Lineage: Eukaryota; Metazoa; Chordata; Actinopteri; Labriformes; Labridae. The record is from the annotation of a GenBank genome assembly.